Messenger RNA from Phragmites australis (common reed), 3795 nucleotides. RefSeq names its product sister-chromatid cohesion protein 3-like. Gene Ontology annotation, cellular component: nucleus; cohesin complex; chromatin. Gene Ontology annotation, biological process: sister chromatid cohesion. The transcript has 22 exons. Lineage: Eukaryota; Viridiplantae; Streptophyta; Magnoliopsida; Poales; Poaceae. Gene Ontology annotation, molecular function: chromatin binding. The record is from RefSeq and is a predicted model, not a curated record. The coding region runs from base 129 to 3446 and encodes 1105 amino acids.
CCUUCACACCCUCCGUCACUCCCCUCUCUUCCCGUCCUUCCUUUUCCAUUCCAUUUCCCUCCCAAACUCACCCCCCAAAAUCUCUACUAGGGUUUGCUCCUCUCAAGUCUCAAGCCGGCGAGGCCCCGAUGGAGGAGACGCUCGCCUCCCUGCGCCGCCCGAAGCGCGGGCGCCCGCCGCGGCCGCGGGAGGAGGACCACGCGGAGUUCGAAGAGGAGGCCGAGGCGGAAGGGCUUGCGCCGCCCCAAUCCAAGCGGAAGCGCGCGGCCUCCGCCGCCGCGGCGGCGGCGCUUGAGGACCAGCCACUCAUCGAUAUUAUCAAACAUAAUGGCAGGCUGAUAAGCCAUGCUGUCAAAAAGUUGGUCGAGGAUUAUGAAUCAAAGAAAAAUUCUGUGACAUUUCAAAUAUUGACUAUGCUGUUUGAGGCUUGUGGUGCCAAGCAUGAGAUUUAUCCAGACUACCUUCAUGAGUCAGAUGUGGAUGAAGUUGUUUUCUCCCUUGUUGAGCUAGCUAGAAAAGGUCUGGUGGAAGAUAAUUACAACUCAAAACAGAAGGAACUUAAGAACUUCAAAGAGAACCUGGCUUCUUUUUGGGAUAACUUGGUCCUUGAGUGUCAGAAUGGCCCAUUGUUUGAUAAUACCUUAUUCCAAAAAAUAAAGGAUUAUGUGGUUGCUUUGUCGUGUACUCCUCCAAGGGUGUAUCGUCAAACAGCUUCAUUAAUUGGGCUCCAGCUUGUAACAUCAUUCAUAUCUGUUGCUAAGACUCUCAGUGGACAACGUGAGACCACUCAAAGACAGUUGAAUGCAGAGAAGAAGAAGCAGAGUGAUGGACCACUUGUUGGAUCUCUCAACAAAAGAUUAGCUCUUACUCAUGAAAACAUUACUUACUUGGAGGAAUUGAUGCGGAAGAUAUUCAGUGGGUUGUUCAUGCACCGUUAUCGUGAUGUUGAACCUGAGAUCCGGAUGUCAUGCAUCAAAUCUCUUGGUAUUUGGGUUGUCUCAUAUCCAUCACUUUUCUUGCAAGAUAUUUAUCUGAAGUAUCUUGGAUGGACACUAAAUGACAAAGAUGCUGGAGUUAGAAGAACUUCUGUUCUUGCCUUGCAAAGUCUAUAUGAAGUGGAUGACAACAUACCUUCUCUAGGUCUCUUUACUGAGAGGUUUUACAGAAGGAUGAUCAACCUUGCUGAUGAUAUUGAUAUUUCUGUAGCUGUGUCAGCUAUAGGACUCAUCAAGCAAUUACUGAGGCAUCAACUGUUGAGUGACGACGAUUUGGGUCCACUAUAUGAUUUGCUAAUUGAUGAGCCUCCAAUGAUUAGGCGUGCAAUAGGAGAAUUAGUUUAUGAUCAUCUAAUAGCACAAAACAUCAAGACCUCUCAUCCCGGAGCUAGAGACGAGGAUGAAUCCUCUGAGGUUCACAUUGGUCGAAUGCUGCAAAUCCUAAGGGAAUUUACGGAUGACCCAGUCCUCAGUUCUUACGUCAUUGAUGAUAUUUGGGAUGACAUGAAGGCCAUGAAGGACUGGAGGUGUAUGGUCUCCAUGCUUCUGGAUGAAAAUCCGGCGAUCGAGCUUACUGACAUGGAUGGAACAAAUCUAGUUUGUAUGCUGCGAGCCUCUGCGAAGAAGGCUGUCGGGGAAAGAAUAGUUCCUGCAAUGGACAACAGGAAGCUGUACUACAAUAAAACCCAAAAGGAAGUACUGGAAAAUAGUAAACGUGAAAUAACAACUGCCUUGCUGACGAGGUAUCCACAGCUUCUAAGAAAAUACAUGUCUGACAAAGCUAAGAUAUCACCCCUAGUUGAUAUGAUGAUUCUUUUGAAACUUGAGAUGUACUCAUACAAAAGACAAGAGAAGCAUUUCAAGGCUGCCAUAGAUCUCAUCUUUGAUGUCUUCUUCAAACAUGGUGAGAAGGAUACCCUGAGAUCUUGCAUCAAGGCAAUUACUUUCUGUUGCACUGAGUGCCAGGCUGAUCUUAAAGAUUAUGCUGAAAAUAAACUUAAGAAUCUUGAGGAUGAAUUGGUUUUGAAAGUAAAAAAUGCAAUCAAGGAAGUUGAGGCAGGCGAUGAUGAAUACUCCCUCUUAGUUAAUUUGAAGCGACUUUAUGAACUUCAGCUGUCAAAGCCUGUUAAAAAUGACGGUUUAUUUGAGGAUAUGUACCGAAUUCUCAGUCAUCUAAGAGAGAUGGAUAAUGAGGUAAAGAGCUUUCUCCUCAUCAAUAUGCACCUUCAAGUAGCAUGGUGCCUGCAUGCAAUUGAUGGUGAAAACCCAUCUGAAACAUCUAUCGAUGAACUUUUAUCCAAGCAAAGCUCUCUUUUCGAACAACUCUAUUAUUAUUUGGUGGUUUUGCCUACUUACCAGAAAGAGGGAAGGAGCACCACUGUACUCUCUUGCAGGGUCUGCAUCAUUACUGCAGAGAUGUGGUGCUUGUUUAAGAAAUCAAAGUAUUCUUCAACAAGACUAGAAAGUUUGGGUUAUCUCCCACAAUUAGAUAUCGUUCAGAAGUUUUGGAAACUCUGUGAGCAACAGCUCAAUAUAUCAGAUGAAACAGAAGAUGAAGAUGCAAACGAAGAAUAUAUUGAAGACACAAACAGGGAUGCUGUCAUGAUUGCAGCAGCAAAGCUAGUGCUUGCUGAUACAGUAUCAAAGGGUUAUCUUGGCCCUGAGAUUGUUUCUCACUAUGUAUCUCAUGGAGCAAGUACAAUGGAGAUAAUCAAACAUCUAAUUGCCUCACUAAAGAAAAACGGAAUCUUUGACAUUGCUUCUCUGUUUUUUGAGGCAUUGAGAAGGGCGUAUGAACGGUACACAGCCCAUGUUCAGGACGAGGAAAAUGAAACCCUGAUAGGCAAGUCUUAUUCAGAAUGUCAAGAUCUUGCUAGCCGGCUUGCAGGGUCCUAUGUUGGCGCAGCCUGUAACAAAAACAAGUCUGAGAUCUUGAAGAUUAUCCGAGAUGGUGUUCAUUUUGCCUUUGCAGACCUUCCAAAGCAAUUAUCAUUCCUCGAGGCUGCUCUUGUACCAUUUGUUUCUAAACUUCCCUCGUCAGAUAUACCAGAUAUCCUGGCGGAUGUAGAGAGGAGGACUCAAGAUACCGAUAUGAAUGGAGAUCAAAGUGCUUGGCGUCCAUAUUUUACCUUUGUAGAACACCUGCGUCAGAGACAUGAGAAGAAUGAGGUUUUCCAGGAGGAAAAACCUGUAAGGCGUAGGGGCCGCCCAAGAAAGGUUAGAGAUGUACCUGGGAAGAAACUUUUUGAUGGACACAACUCUAGUGACGAAGAGUCUAUUAGUGCCUCUGACCAUCAGGGUCAUGGCGAAGAUGACACCGACAAUGACGCAGAUCAGCCCUUGAUCAACACGGUUAGGUCUUCUGCAUCUAAGCUAAGAUCACUAAAGUUGUCUCAACAGGGAACAAGCGGUCACAAAGGAGCUCCUGGGCCAUCAGGAAGCAAUAGCUGAGGGGACGCGCUAACUCAAGUUUCAUCACUUAUGACGACAUUCAGACUCGAAUCAAUCCAAGUGAUCAGGGGACCGACACUAGCCAAUUCUCAUGAGGACCGUAGACCAUGUGGGGCAGCAGUCUUCAUCUGCAGGUUAACUGCUUUUUUUUAACUGUUUAGGCGUUGUAGAUGACUGUACCUAGGUGCCCACUCCCUCUGCACACCAUGUGUUAGGUGUUCCUUCGGUUCUAUUCCUUCUCAUGUAUAUUAUCAUGCGUAAGUUAGACUGACUACGUGCUGAUUUACAAGGUUACUACUCGGUGUGCACGUAUUUUUGUGGUAUGAGCAUGACUACGUUUCAGAUGGAA